Molecule: messenger RNA, 552 nt
Organism: Phytomonas sp. Hart1
Lineage: Eukaryota; Euglenozoa; Kinetoplastea; Trypanosomatida; Trypanosomatidae
Source: the annotation of a GenBank genome assembly
AUGAGCACUCUGUUUAUCGCGCGAUCCUCGCGAAGUUAUGAAGAGGUGGAGCAUUCGCUCUUUAAGGCAUUACUUUCCCGCGAUGCGCAUGUAGGGGCCUGCGUGCUUACCCUUUUGGCGCUCGCGGCGAGGGUGAAGGCGUUGUCGUCGGAGCGGGAGCCCAAACAUGCUCGGGCGAGCCUUCUAAGUGAGCGGCAUGCGUCCCCUUUUGAUACCGCGAUAUUCCCCGGCGCGCGCAUCUAUUCUCUUUCCCCGCCCGCCGGGUCAGGGGGGAAAGGCGGCAAAGGCGUCGGAACGGGUCCGCACGCCCGCACGGGAGGGGGAUUUCACGCCCGAUUACCCCCCAGCAGUGUAACGAGGUCCUUUUCCUCGCCCCAUUCAGGCUCCUCCUCAUCGGGGCUUCUCGCGGAUGGCAAAAACAGUGCGCAGUUCGGCGAAGCGGCGGAUCUGCAGAAGCUAUGUCAGAUGAAAGAAGGAUUGUUAGAGCAAAUUCAUGCGAUGCGCGUGGAAACUGCAAGGCGGCAGGCGUUGAUAACAUUACAGAGAGUCUAA